Molecule: messenger RNA, 12509 nt
Organism: Dendroctonus ponderosae (mountain pine beetle)
Lineage: Eukaryota; Metazoa; Arthropoda; Insecta; Coleoptera; Curculionidae
Gene: kst
Product: spectrin beta chain, non-erythrocytic 1
Exons: 29
Coding region: 277-12291 (4004 amino acids)
Biological process (GO): actin cytoskeleton organization
Cellular component (GO): plasma membrane; cell junction; cortical actin cytoskeleton
Molecular function (GO): actin filament binding; phospholipid binding
Source: RefSeq, a predicted model, not a curated record
UGAAUUUAGUUAGAAUUCUUCAGCAAAACCAAACUGGAGAGGUUGAAACGACGCGUCUUUCGAUCGGCUUAGAUUUACGCGUUUAUCAAUUAAUUUUCUUGCAUAAACUGUGCCCUUUCUGUGUGUGGUGGAUGUGUGAGUGGUACUCUUUUCUCUUGGACUGUGCCAUUAGACGCAUUGCAUAUUUGGAUUUACCGAGCAGCCAACAACUAAUUCACAGCUGGUUCCUUGCAGUAUGAAACGAGUUCGAGCUAUACAUUCCAGCAAAGAACCAACAUGAGUCAACGAGAUGAAGUUCAAAAAUUCGAGCAAGGCCGUAUCAAAGUCCUUCAGGAGGAACGUCUGCACAUCCAGAAGAAAACAUUCACAAAAUGGAUGAACUCAUUUUUAACCAAGGUUCGCAUGGAAGUAGACGACUUGUUCGUCGAUCUAGCCGAUGGAAGGAAACUGCUGAAACUCUUAGAAAUCAUAUCGGGUGAAAAACUAGCGAAACCCAACAAUGGCCGGAUGCGAGUACACAAAAUUGAAAAUGUGAACAAAAGUUUAGCCUUCUUGCACACAAAAGUCCGAUUAGAAAGUAUAGGAGCUGAAGAUAUUGUAGAUGGAAACCCCAGACUUAUUUUGGGCUUAAUAUGGACCAUUAUUCUGAGAUUUCAAAUACAAGAAAUUGAAAUUCAGUUGGAUGAAGAAAAUGAGAGUUCCGAGAGAAAGUCUGCGAAAGAUGCUCUCCUUCUUUGGGCGCAGCGAAAGACUCAUGGUUACAACGGCGUCGAAAUCAAAGAUUUCUCCGGCUCUUGGAGGACAGGGUUGGGCUUCAACGCCCUCAUCCAUGCCCACAGACCCGAUCUUUUCGAUUAUAAUAGUUUGGUUGGAAAUAAAAACAUCGACAACCUGAACCAUGCCUUCGACGUAGCCAAUAAUGAACUGGAAAUACCCAGCUUGUUGGAUGCUGAAGACAUUGAUACAUCCAGACCAGACGAGAAAAGUAUUAUGACCUAUGUUGCUUCAUAUUAUCAUACAUUUGCACGCAUGAAGAAUGAAGAGAAGAGUGGCAGACGAAUUGCAAAGAUUGUAAGCCAAAUGGUAGAUGCUGAUAAAAUGAAAGGCAACUACGACCAUUUAACCACAGACCUGUUGGACUGGAUAAAUUUGAAAAUUGUUGAAUUAGAAGACCGAAAGUUUCCCAAUAGUCUAGAGGGAAUCCAAAGUCUUCUAUUGGCAUUCGGCCAGUACAGAACCCAUGAAAAACCACCAAAGUACAAGGAAAGAAGCGAAAUUGAGGCUCUUUACUUUAACAUUAACACACAGCUGAAAGAGUUACGGCAGCCCAUGUUCAACCCAGCGGAUGGAAAAUUGGUGCAAGACAUCGAGCGAGCAUGGGACGUGUUGGAGAAAUCCGAACACAAAAGAGAGGUGGCAUUAAGAAAUGAACUGCUUCGACAACAGCGCUUGGAACAGCUCAACUAUAAAUUCGAGAAAAAGAGCAUUCUGAGAGAAGGGUAUUUGAAAGAGAUGAUUCAAGUGCUAUCAGACCCUCGAUAUGGCUCCAACUUGGCCCAAGUAGAAGCCACUGUAAAGAAGCACGAAGCAAUAAGCGCGGAUAUUUUGGCUAGAGAAGAGCGUGUGCAUGACUUGACCCAAAUGUGUAACGAACUGACUCGAGAAAAUUACCGAAAUUCCGACAAAGUCAUAGCUAGAGAAGCUGAAAUACUGCAACAAUGGAAAGAUCUCAUUGCGCUUCUAGAAAAACACAAAGCUAAUCUAAACAGAAUGGGAGCGGUUAUGGCCAUCCUUCGGGAAAUUGACACCACUCUAGCUAGCAUUGAUCAGUUGAAAGCGGACCUAUCAUCGACAGAUAUUGGAAUUCAUCUAAUGGCAGUAGAAGAUUUAUUACAGCGACACUCACUUCAAGAACUUCAAGUUUCCAGCCUAGGUGAAAGUGAGCGAAAAUUAAUUCGAACCGGAGAGCAAAUCGCUGCCCAAAACCCCAAGGAAGCGGAUAUUGUGAAGAAAAAAUUGGCAGAUCUUUCAAUAGCCUAUCAAGAGCUUAAGAGCGUAAGUGCCCAAAGGAAAGCCAUUCUGGAAGAAGCGCGAAAUUUCUACCAGUUCAUUCAAGACCAAGAAGAUGAAGAAGCUUGGCUCAUUGAGAAGCAGAGAAUUUGCCAAGCUGGAAUCACCGCCAAAGACCUUAGAGGGGUGUUAUCGUUGCAACAGAAGCACAAAGUGCUGGUGGAUGAAAUAAAGCGGAGACGAAAUAAGUUCGAUCAACUCGGAGCUACAGGAAAGCAGCUGAUCAAUGAAAAUCAUCCAAGAGCUGUAGAAAUUGAUCAACACAUGGACAGGAACAAAAAAGCGUGGGAACUCGUCGAAAAACUAGCCCUAGAAAGGACGAAACAGCUCCAGGAUGCUGCAGAAGCGUAUCAAUUUUAUGCUGAUGCCAAUGAGGCCGAGUCUUGGUUUUUGGAAAAGGAAUCAAUCCUAACUUCAAAAGAUCUCGGAUCUGACGAGCCCAGCGCUACUGCUUUAUUGCAAAGACACAAAGAUCUGGAAGGCGAACUCAACGCAUAUCAAGGCGAUAUUCAGAGUCUGAACUUGCAGGCCAGCCGACUUAUUGAAGUGGGUAUUUCAAAUCUGGACUUAAAUGCUGAAGUGGAUGUGGCGGAUAGUAUGGAAGACAUCCAAUACGAAACCAGAAUGAUCGCUACUGAAGUAUUGGUAGACGAACCAGUGGAAAAAAUUGAAUACCGAAACAUAGUUGAGGAAAGAAAAGUGCCUCAGGUCCGAGCCUUAUACCAAUUUAAGGAUCACGGCCUUACCAUGGUUAAAGGCGAAGUUAUGUUCCUGUUAAACAAGAGCAACCCAGAUUGGUGGUGCGUGAGGAAAGCGGAUGGAACCGAUGGCUUUGCUCCGGCCAACUACUUGAUUGAAAUUGAGCCGAGAAUAAUUCAAGUAACUGUACGCAAGCCUGAAACAGUCAAAUCCAUCCAAAAAGUGAAGAAAACGCAAAUGGUGAAAACCAAAGUUCCAGUCAAAGUUCGUCGGCCUCGACCCGCUAAAAGGAAGAUGGAUGAUAACAACAGCGUACCAAAAAGACAGAAGCAACUCAAUGAUACCUAUGCCAGGCUCAAAGAAAUGGCAGUUUUAAGACGAGCUUUAUUGGAGGAUUCUAUACGAUUGUUUAGCUUCUAUCGGGAAUGCGAUGAUUUCGAAAGAUGGAUCAAGGAUAAGGAGAAGUUGCUGGCUGUUGAAGAUCCCAACGAUAGUGUUUUGCAAGCUAAGAGGAAAUACGAGAAAUUUGUAACGGACCUAUCAGCUAGCACAAGACGAAUGGACGACCUUGAAAGAGAAGUAAAAGAAUUUGAGAAACAAAACCACUCUCAAAUCAACAGCGUUCGCGCUAGAUUCCGCCAAGUCCAAGUAGCAUGGCAGAAACUAAACAGACUAAAAGCGACCAAAGAAAAGAGCCUUGAAGGUGCCAGUAGUGUUGAGCUCUACAAUAAGCUCUGCGAAGAAGCUAGAGACUGGAUGCUCGAAAAAAUGAUGCAGCUAGAAGGUGCUGUGUUAGGGCACGAUUUGAAAACUGUACAAGCAUUGCAAAGAAGACACGACAACCUGGAAAGGGAGCUGGCUCCAGUUGAGGAGAAGGUUAACAAAGUUAUGCUGUUGGCGAAUGAUGUUCAAGGCCAGUAUCCGUCAGAGAGGCACAAUGUGUCCCAAAAACAAAGUGAAAUCGACGAACUAUGGGCUAAAGUCAAGGAGAAGGCUAUAGAGCGAAGAGCUCGCUUGGAAGAUGCCGUGGGUCAGCAAAUAUUUACAAAUGGAGCUAAGGAGCUUCUGAAAUGGGUGGCCGAAGCUAAAGAAAAACUGAAUGCUGAUAAUUUGGUCAAAGACGUGCAGACCGCUCACGCAUUGAUUAAAGAUCACCAGGACUUGAAAGAUGAAGUCGAAACUAAAGACGACGAAUUCAAACAACUUAUUGAUUUGGGGCGGAAACUUCUAAAGACAAAUCCAGAACUUCACGAAGUUCGAAAUUUGAUUGAUCGUCUCGAAGCCGAACAAGCUGCAAUAGCGCGAGGAUGGAAAGAAAAGGAACAUUGGCUGCAGCAAUGCCUCCGAUUGCAAGAAUUCAAUAAAGAAGCCGACAAUAUUGAUGCGGUUACCUCAGCUCAUAUGGCCUUUUUGGAGUUUUCUGAUCUUGGCAAUUCGCUUGAUGAAGUGGAAGCCUUUCAAAAGCAGCAUCGAGCAUUUACUAACACAUUGUCAGCACAGGACGAACGACUUGCGGCCUUUGCAAAGCGUGCAGAUGUGUUAAUUAGUGAGCAACAUUAUGAUAGCCAAAGCAUUGCAAAUCGUCGUGAUCAAGUACUUGAAAGAAGACAGGCAGUAAAAGCAGCCUGCCAACAAAGAGCUAACGCAUUAGAUGCAGCUAAAAAUUACCAAGAAUUCUGUGCUGAGGUCGAGGAUCUCAAAGUGUGGCUCGCAGAAAAGCAAAAAACUGCCUCCGAUGAAAGUUACCGCGAUCUGAACAAUCUUGAACGCAAGCUCCAAAAGCACAAAGCUUUUGAAAGAGAACUUGGAGCUAAUGAAGGCCAGUUACGCAGCGUUUCGAAAUUGGGCUCAGCUUUGAUUGCUCAAGACAGUCAACAUAAAGACGAUGUGGGCGCUAUUGUUCAACAGUUAAAUGACUCCUGGAAAAACCUUGUUGGAGUAUCAUUAGAGAAAGGAAAACGCCUGAAACAGGCAGAGGCCCAAGAUAGCCAUAAUGCUGCUGUAGACGAUGUUAAAAUCAGAAUUUCUGAAAUUAGAGAUACCCUGAGAAGCUCAAACGUUGGUGUAGAUCUUCGAUCAUGUAGAGACUUGCUGAAGAAACAAGAAGCUCUAGAAUUAGAACUGCAUCAAGUUGAGAUAAGGGUGAACGACUUGGUUACUCAGAGCCAUGACAUGAGCGAUGACGGCCACUUUGACUCAGAAGCUAUACGCAACAAUUCCUUGGCCAGUUACCAACGGCUGAAGGAAUUGGACGGACCCACCAAAGCUCGGCGCGCAGCAUUAGAAGAAGCUCUGAGAUUUUACAAGUUUAGUUUCGAAAUCGACUCAGAAAUGCAGUGGAUCAAGGAGCACAUGCCUCAAGCCACUUCCGAAGACGUACCCAACAGUCUACAUCAGGCUGAAAGUUUCCAUAAAAAGAACAAAAAAUUACAGGCCGAAAUUGUUGGACAUCAACCUGUGGUUGAUAAAGUUUUCGAGCUUGGUCAAAGUUUGGUUAAUCAGAGACAUCCUGAGAGUGGCAGUAUCAAGAGAUUGUGUGACGAACUGCGGUCCGCUUGGGUAGGGUUGGAAGAAAGCGCUGCCAAAAGAGCCACACAACUGGACCUGUCCCUUAAAGCUCAACAGUACUUCUUUGAAGCGAGCGAAAUUGAAUCGUGGCUUACUGAAAAGGCAAACAUUCUGGACAGCAAUGAUUAUGGAAGAGACCGAGAUUCAGCCACUAAACUUUUAACGAAACACAAAGCUUUAGAACUUGAACUGGAUACUUAUAACAAUAUUAUAUCGGAAAUGGGACAUGGGGCUCAAGCCAUGAUAAAGUCUGGUCAUCCAGAAUCGAAACUGAUUGCGGAAAGACAAUCCAGUUUGGAACAUCUCGUUAGAUUGCUCCAAAGGAAAGCAGCCAUUAGACAACACAGGCUAAUGGAAUCGUUAUUUGGACAUGAGUAUUUCGUUGAAUCUGGGGAAUUGGAAUCCUGGAUUGCGGAGAAUGCUUUGCAAGCGUCGUCGGCCGAUUAUGGUCAAGAUUACGAACAUUUAUUGCUUUUGAAGAGUAAAUUUGAUGAUCUCAAGCACCGCAUUGAAGCUGGAUCGGAACGAUACAAACAAUGUGAAACUCUGGCUCAGAAACUUUUGGCUAACGAAAGCCCAUACAGCACAGAUAUUCAAAAUAAGCAAAAUCAACUCGAAGAUGAUAGUAUCCCUUCAGAGGCGUGCCGUGAGGUGCAGGAAAAACAUCAACGGAUCAGACAAUCAUGGGAUAACCUGCACGUCCAAAUUAAAAAUCGAGAAGAACGCCUGAAUGCGGCUGGUGAAAUUCACCGUUUCCACCGAGAUGUAGCUGAGGCAUUGCAACGUAUUCAAGCUAAAAUUGCUGCUUUAGGAAACGAUUUGGGUCGCGACCUAAACUCAGCCAUUGCACUAUUCCGAAAGCAUGAGACCUUCGAAAACGAAUUGGUUGUUUUAGAAGCACAACUGCAGUUCCUUGUUGAAGAUGCCUCAAAGCUUCAAAAAAUUUACCCGACAAAUAAAAACAAAAUUCAACAGCAACAAGCUUUGGUGGUUGAGGCUUGGAAUGGCCUAAAAGAACGGGCAGAUUUGCGUAAGGAUCAACUUCAAGCCAGUGUCGAUUUGCAGAAAUUCUUGGCACAAGUGAGAGAUUUGACGAAUUGGGCGACGAACCUCAGAUUAUCUUUGACUGCAGAAGAGCAUGUGAGGAGCGCUGCUCGAGCUCAAGUGCUUAAAAGCGAACACGAAGCUUUGAAGGGCGAAAUUGAGGCCAGAGAAACCGAUUUCCAAAGCGCAAGCGAUAAUUUGGCUGCAAUGGAACAAACAGGCCAUUAUGCUGCAGCUGAAGGCGUUGAAAGAUACAAGGUGUUGAUCCAAGAACGUGAGAAACUCCAUACAGCUUGGCAGCUCAAAAAGAUCCAUCUGGAUCAGCUAUGUGACUUGCAUAUUUUCCUGAGAGAAGCCAAGUUGUUGGAAGAUGCCACUAAUGUUCAAGAAGCUGCGCUAAGUCACUUAGAUUUUGGCGAAACUGUUGAAGAAGUUGCCAACCAACUGAAAAAACAUGAUGCGUUUGAAAAACUAGUCGUCCAUCAAGAUAAAAACCUGGAAGCUUUAAUUCAAUCUGGGAAUAAGCUACUUAAACAGAACCACUAUGAUAGUCAGCAAAUCGCCCAAAAACUAGCAGAUAUUCAAGCGAAACGCAAUCGAAUCCACCAGUUAUGUGGGCAAAGAAAUCAGCUACUUCAAGAUGCGCUGUUGUAUGCUGAGUUUGUUAGAGACGUAAGCGAAGCAAUGACCUGGAUUGCAGAGAAGAAGAAAAAAAUGGACAUUGAAGGAACAAUGAAUGAUAACAUCAAUUUGGAGGAAAAAAUCAAAAUACUCCAGAAACACCAAGCUUUCCACGCUGAGGUAACUGCCAACAUUAGCAGGAUCGAAGAAGUCCAAGGUAACGGGCAGAAGCUGAUUAAUAAACGACACAAGGCCAGUCCCGAAAUUCAAAAACAACUCAAUGACCUGCAACGAGUAUGGGCUAUGUUCAUCCAAGAAGUUAAUCUUAGAAACCGAGGGCUUGAAGAAGCCCAAGAUAUCCUUGCCUUCACCAACUUGCUUGAAAAACUCGAAGCGUGGAUCCGAGUUAAGGAAGUUAUGAUUCAAGCAGGCGACACUGGAAGGGACUACGAACAUUGCCAACUUCUUCAGCGCAAGUUAGACGAUGUUGAUACUGACAUGAAAAUCGAUGACGCUAAAAUUAAAAGCAUCAGCACUUUGGCCGAUAAACUAGCAAGGCAAGGCCAAACCGGAGUAAUCGAAAGACGCGAUGCUUUCAUUGCAAAGUGGCAUUCGUUGCAAGGCGCCUUAAACAACUACAGAAUGAAGUUGGCAGCAGCCUUGGAAAUCCACUUGUUUGACCGAGAUGUUUCUGAUACCAUAGAACGCAUUCAAGAAAAAUGCAAGUCAAUGGAAGUCGACGACGUUGGCAAAGACCUGGCCGCAGUCGAACUGCUCCAAAGAAAGCAGGAUGCAUUGGAAACAGAAAUUUCAGCAGUAGAAUCAAAAGUGCAUGACGACCAUCAAGUCGUUGCUGUGGCGCUUAGUCAAAAGUAUCUUCAGAACGCAAGUCAUUUACAAGAGAAACUUUCAAUAGUCCAGUCGUUACUGAUCCAAUUAAAUGCAGCAAAACACGCAAGAAGAGAAAUGCUGGAACAUGCGUACUUUCAAGAGAGAUUCAAAGCGGACGUGAAAGCUCUCGAUCUGUGGGUUAGUGAAACUAUCAAAAGAAUGGAAGGUUAUGAUAAGUCAAACAGUAUAUCUGACGCCGAAGCUCAUUUAGAACUUCACAAUGAACUCCGUGCAGAAAUUAAAGGGCGGUACGAUGCCUUCCAAAGCUUAAUUCAAAAAGGACAAAGUUGUCUGCAAAAGGAUUCACCUGAAAUAAUUGAUAACGUUGCAAAACUGCAGCAACUGCAGGCAAGUAUUACUAGUGCCUGGGAGCAAACUCAGCUGGAACUGGAACAUGAAUAUAACAUCCAAGAUUUCAAAGAGCAAGCAAAUCAACUAAACAAUUGGCUGGCCACUAAAGAAGCCUUCCUUAAUAACGACGACGUAGGCGAUACUCCCAGAAGUGUAGAAACUCUUUUAAGAAAGCACGCGGACUUCGAAGCCAUGCUGGAAAAACAGUUGGUAAGAGUCGAUGAAAUAUCAAUAGUGGCGAAUAAAAUUACGUCGGUAAAACCCAGCUCUGAAGUAUCAAGUAAACUGAAUGCAAUCAUUGUCCGCAAAGAUCGUUUGCUGUCCAAAGCAGCUGAGCGCAAAGUGAUUCUGAAUAAGUCCAAAGCGUUGCAGCAAUUCCUGCAUAAUGUGAAUGAUGUGGAAAUAUGGUUGAGUCAGAAACUAUCCAUAGCUGCAGAUGAAAAUUACCGAGAACCCAGCAAUCUCCAAAAUAAAAUUCAAAAGCACGCCACAUUUGAGGCGGAGGUGAUUGCAAGUGGCGAACGCAUUCAAAACGUUGUAGAAGAAGGAAAAGAACUUAUAGCUGCCGACCAUUAUGCAGCUAAAGAAAUCGGUAUUCGAUUGGACGAGCUAGAAAAUGAUUGGAAACAUUUGCUGGAACUGUCCAACCUGAAACGCGAUAGGCUUAACGAGGCUUAUCAAGCCCUAUUAUUCAACAGAUCCUUGGAAGAAUUCGAGGCUUGGUUGAAUGACGUUGAAGAUCAAGUGCAUUCCAUUGAAACAGGAAAGGAUUUGGCCACAGUAAAUACGUUACUCAAACGCCACACCGCUCUUGAAAACGACAUUCAGCAACACACUGAAAAUUGCGAGCAAAUCGACGAUGCAGCCGAGCAAUUUGUUAAAAGCGAUCAUUUCAUGGCCUAUGAAAUCAAGGAAAGCGCGGAUUCAGUGAUCACAAGAUUCCAUCAACUCAAGGAACCUCUUCAGGUGCGCAGAGACAAUUUGGAAUCGUCAAGUACGCUACAUCAAUUCACCCGAGAUGUUGAGGAUGAACUUCAAUGGCUGGCGGAAAGAGAAGUAAUCUGUUCGUCGACGGAUUUAGGACACAAUUUAGCUGCAGUUCAAAGCCUGCAUAAGAAACAUCAAGUAACAGAGGCAGAAUUAGCCGCACGAGAACCGAUAGUAGCCAGUCUGGCUUCGAGGGCAUCUAACUUGACUAGAUCUAAUCAUCCAUUGGCGCAUCUCAUCAAGGAAAAAGCGGACCAGGUUAAGUCGCAACUGACCCAAGUCAAAGACUUGGCGAGUAUUAGAAAACUUCGAUUGCAAGAUGCGCUUGAAGCUCAGAUGUUCUACCAAGAAGUCACUGAAGCACUCACUUGGAUAAAAGAGAAACGACCCUUUUUGUCUACCAAAGAAGUUGGUAAAGAUGAGGAUACCGCGCAGUCAUUGCAAAGGAAAUUAGAAGCCUUGACUUUAGAAGUUCAAUCUUUUCAGCCCAAUAUUGAGAACAUUAAAAAGGCAGCUGAUAGUCUGAUAGAACGCGAACAUUUUGAUUCUGAGAAUAUCGCACAAAAAAAGAUGCAAGUUGAGUAUGAAUUUAACGACCUAAGAAAACUGGUGUCUGAGAGAGAAGUGCGCCUAACUGAAGCCCUUCAAUACUUUGGCUUUAUCCAUGAAUGCAACGACGUCCAGGACUGGAUGCGUGAACAAACGAACAAAGCGGAUUCCGAAGAAUAUGGCAACGAUCUGGAACAUGUGGAGCUUUUGAUUCAAGCCUUCGACACUUUCCAUGCUAGUUUAUUGAAUAGUGAACCUCGCGUUCUUCAAUGCGUUGAGAAUGGAGGUGCGCUCAUUAACGCGAAGAGCAGUUACAGCUCAGAGGUUCAACAAAGAGUGAGCGAGCUCAAAAGCUCUUGGGAUGAUUUGAUUGAAUUGGCCAAUGCCAGGAAAGAAGCUUUGAACGGUGCUAAGCAAGUUCACUUGUACGAUAGAACUGCUGAGGAAAUAAUAUCAUGGAUUCAAGAGAAGGAAUCAGACCUUAUUUAUGGAGCGUAUGUACAAGAUUCUGAAGCUAUCGAGCAAUUGAUUCGCAAACAUCAAUCACUGGAAACUGAAAUAAAAGCCAUCAGAGAUCGAGUUGACUUCAUUAUCCACGAAGGUGAUAGAUUAGUGACCGAAUUUCCGGACACCAAGGAACAUAUCGAUGAUAAGAAAGAAGACACGCUUUCGGCUUGGGAGGACUUACAGCUUAAAGUCGAACGGGAAAGGGAAUACCUCCAACAAAGUGAACAGCUGCAGUCCUACUUUGAUGAAUAUCAAGAACUUCUAGCAUGGAUCAAUGAAAUGCUGGCAAAAAUCACCGCGCCAGAUCUACCCCAGGACUGUUCUGAAGCCGAACACCUCAUUCUCAGGCACAAAGACCACAAAUCUGAAAUAGACAGUCGGCUGCCGGUAUUUUCGCAAUUCUACAACAACGGAAAUGCAUUCAUGACUAAUAGUCAUCCUCUUUCACGUGAUAUCGAGGACAAAAUCAAUAUCCUUCAACAGCGCAUGGAGCUGUUGAUUAACAUUUGGCAUCAAAGAAGCAUCAUCUACGAUACGAACUUGGAUGUUCAACUCUUUAAAAGAGAGGCUAACAUUUUAGAGAGUUGGUUAGUUCUUAGGGAGGAUAUGCUGAGGGAUGGUAAAGUUGGCGACAGUAUUCAACAGGUGGAAGAAUUAAUUAGGAAACACCGCGAUUUUGAGGAAACUGUUAAAGCGCAGCAAGACAAAUUCGAAGCAUUGAAACGAAUGACCAUACUUGAAGAAUCGUUUGCCCAGCAACUGAAGCAGGAGGAGCUGGCAAGGAAGGCAGAGAAAGAACGCUUGGAGCAAGAGAAACUGGAGAAACGUAAAAGAGAGGAAAUGGACCGGAUCAGUAAAUUAAGACGACAGGAAUCUGGUGAACGAGAACCUCGUUACUCUGAAAUUCCAGAAGAACAGCUAAAUGGACAAUCGUCUCACUAUGGUCCGCCUUCAAAUGCCAGUCCACUCCUAUAUGGAACUUCACCAUCAAGUCCAACCUCUACUAAUACGUCUUAUCCGGUUCCAGCUAUGAGAGUAGCUUCACCCCUACCAACCACAGGAACUCCUGUUAUUGGCUUAAGAAAAACAAACUCUGUAGCGCAAAUGUUUGAUAGAGAAAGGAUUCGACGUGGAUCCGACCACGCGGUGAAGAGAGCAGAGAGCAUGAAAGUAGGACCGGGACCGAAGCCAGUGAAACGAACACCAUCUUUUACAACCAGAAGAAAGGGCUCUUUCAAGUCGAAAAAUCCUUAUGUGGUUUUGCCGCCAGUUGAAGCCGAGGCUUUCUUAGAGCGGAAACAGAACCUGCUACCAGGAUCGAAGCGCGCUUCAAACAGAGCCUGGAAGAAUUCGUAUACAGUUUUAUGUGGUCAACUUCUAUGCUUCUUUAAGAACAAAGAUGAUUUUAUUGCUAGUAAGGCUAGCAGUGCCCCACUUACCAUUCACAACGCAUCAUGCUCAGUAGCAGAAGACUACCACAAGAGGAAAUACACCUUUAGGUUGAUAAUAGUGGAUGGUUCUGAGUUUUUGUUCUCUUGCGGAUCAGAAGUCGACAUGAUGGACUGGGUUAACAAGAUAAAAUUUAGAGCUAGAUUGCCACCUAGCCAACAGCUAUUACAUUUUGAUGUUCCAAAGGAAUCAAAUGAUGAAAUUAGUUCUCAGUCAAGCAGGACAUCUAGCCCUGAUGUUGCCGACAGUGUAACUUUAAGGCACGAAACUCAUUCUAAUAACAGUAGCGUGGGAUCGUCCCAGUCCAGCAGACACACCUUAGAGAGCCCUCCACCUCCUUUGCCGAGGACAGAACCACCCAUAAAUUAUGCCGCAAAGCGAUAUACUUACGAAAACAUUGGAAAUUCAUAUGCAGAUAGCUAUGGAAGUGGUUCGAAGCCGAAUUUGUCCCAAAGCUCGCCACCAAGACCAAAUUCCGUUAGUGGACAGGACCAGAAAAUGUCGCAUCGCAUUCGCGAAUUAUUUGGCAGAAAGAAAAGAAAUACACAAAUGUAAUAAAUGUUAGGUAUAUUAUGUAUUGCUUUUGUAGAACCUAGUUAGAUUAAGACGAUUAGUAUUGAUUUAAUUAAUAACGUGUAAUUGUUGCAACUUAUGUGUUUAUAUAAAUGUAGUUUUGUAUAUAAUGAAUGUAAUGUCGUGUUAAAGAUACCAAAUCAAAGUUUAUAGAGUAUUCUAUAUAUUUUUAUUACUUCAAAUAAAUCCGAUUACCAUUG